CAAAUGAUUCCUUAAUAAUUUGCAAUAUUCUAAAUGUUUUAUCUUAAUUUAUUAAAUUUCAUACAAUAUAAUUACUGUUUACAUGUGUAAUAAAAUAUUUUGUAGUAAAUUAAAGAUACAAUUAUAGAAGAAUAAUAUAAAUAAUAUUAUUGCAUAAUUCAUUAAUUAUAAAAAGUCAUUAAAUUUGCUAGUGAGAUUGUUUUAUUAUUACUAAUGAUUUACGAAUGUCGAUAUCAUACUAAUAUUUAUACAAAUGGUUAUUUAAAAAUAAUAAAGAAAGCUAGGUGUUAUUGAUUAUGAUAAACGAAGAUUACUUUUGAAAUGUAAACAGAUCUUAUAUAAUUGCAAUAAUGAAAGAGUUUGUGUAAAUGUUACAAUGGCAAUAUAUUAUAGACAAAUGAUUCUUAAUGCGUCGCGACUGGUGGGAAAACAUAUAAAAUUAAAUAAUAAUUUAAGAACUAAUAUACCAAUAUUUACUUAUAGUUUUCCUAUUAAAAAUUUCAAAUAUUUAUAUGAAUCAAGGAAUAGAAGUUAUAAUAACAAUAAUAAGAAUGUUAACAUAACUCAUUAUUAUUUUCUUUUAAAUAGUCUAUUUUUUGGUUUUUUUAAACUUAAUGAAGAAGAUGAAGAAAUUUCAGAACUUAUUAUAACAAUUAAACGCUCAAUAUUAUCAAUGCAGAGAAACGAAUUUAAAAAGGCAGAACAAAUGUUACAUAUUGCUUUGAGACAAGCUCAGGCUUUACAAAAUCAGAAUGCUAUUACUUACAUUUAUGAUUUGAUGGCUAAUGUUGCAUUUGAGACUAAACAAUUGAAAAAAGCAGAAACUCUAUUUUUGUUGGUUUUGGAAAGAUUAUUAUCCAAUGGCGUGACACAAGAUGAUUUGAAAGUCAUACAUAUUAGUUUAAAGUUAGCAAAUAUAUAUGAACAAAUAGGAGAUAUAGAAAAAGCUGAGACUGGUUAUAAAUUCUGUUUGAAAAAUCUACAAAUUCAUGUAGAUAAUAAUCCUGAGGAUGAAAAUAUAUUAAUAUUAUUAGCUAUGACUUAUGAUUGGUAUGCACAAUUGCUUUUUUCUCAAGGAAAAUAUACAAAUGCUCGUGAAUACUUUGAACAAUCUUAUAACUUGUGUAUUAAAGUAAAUGGUACAGAGCACGAGCAAACAGUGAAUCUACUUAAUUAUUUAGGGACUGUAAGUUGCAAAAUGGAAGAAUAUGAUAAAGCAAUUGAAUAUCUAACUACUGCCAUACAAAUAGGGAAAUCAUUGCCAGAUAUGGUUCAUUUAGGUUCAGUUCAUAUUAAUUUAGGAGAUGUCUAUUUAAAAAAAGGUUUAUAUUCUGAAGCAAAGAAAGCUUGCAAUGAAGGUCGAAAAAUAGCUAAAAAUAGAGAGGAUGAGAAAUCUCUAGUAGAAGCUAAUAAAUGUCUUGACGAUAUAAAGAAAUUAAUGUGAUUAUAAUUAAUAUUAUUUUAAAAGAAAUCAAUGUUAUAUUAUAAAAGUUAUAUAAAAUUUGUACAAGGACAACGAUGUAAAUAAUGAAAAAUAGAAACAAUUAUUAUGUUUAUCCAAGAGAACUUUAAUUCUAUUAGUGUUAGAUUAAAUGUUCUAUUCUAUCUUUGUAACUAUAAUAUUUAUUAGACUUACUUUUAAUCAUUAUAUAAUAUAAUCUAAAAUGUGUGUGAAAGAAAGUAACGUUUGAAUAUCUUAAUUAUUCCACAAUCAGAAAAAUACAACCAAAGUUAAAGUAAAAUAUUUUUCUACUUUACAAUUUUAAUUUCUAUAAUUUGCAUAUAUUUAAAUACAAUAUAUCGCAAAGAAAUUCUGUUAAUUUCUCGUAUAAUAUUUAAAAAUAUCUAUAUCUAAUUAAAUAUUUGAGGUACAAUUUUUAAUCUAACAAUUCUACAAAUUUGUCAAUAUUACUUAAUCUAUCAAUGUAGUUGAAUAAUAUAUAAAAGUACCUGAAUACGCUUCGUACAAUUAAUUCUUCAUUCUGUUUAUUGCAUGCAACUCGGGAGAUACAUAAUUUAUUUGUAAGGAUUGCAAAUGAUAAAAUGACGGAAUGAAAAAUUUCAA
Vespa mandarinia (Asian giant hornet) is the source of this 2065-nucleotide messenger RNA. It is a transcript of the gene Ttc19, whose product is annotated as tetratricopeptide repeat domain 19. Gene Ontology annotation, biological process: mitochondrial respiratory chain complex III assembly. NCBI's taxonomy places the organism in Eukaryota, Metazoa, Arthropoda, Insecta, Hymenoptera, Vespidae. Gene Ontology annotation, cellular component: mitochondrial inner membrane. The record is from RefSeq and is a predicted model, not a curated record. Gene Ontology annotation, molecular function: protein binding.